UUGUCCCACCAUGUUCGCUUCGACGAUGGCAUGAGACCCUCGCCGCCAUGCCGUUCCACAUGGCCAGUCCGUUUCCGCGUGCCGUUCGCGGACACGGUGGUAGUGCCGGCGCGGUUCGUGCCGCGUGGUUCCUGCCGCUGGGGACGUGCUGAUGUAGCCGUUCUGGCGCUUCUCGCCGCCCACGGGCGCCGGACGCCGCGAGGGACACGGGCGCUGCCGGAGGGCCUUGAACGGCUACAGAACAGCGCAGACCACUCAUGGCUACGUGAUUUGCAAGCAGAGCCGCAGCAGGAACUGCAUCGCCCCAACCGCGAGAAGCGCUUGGUUUCUUCAGGCCACUUCGUGCGAGUGGAGCCCACACCCUUGUUGAAUACCUCGCUGGUGGCGUUCAGCCCAUCCAUGGCCCAAGUGCUGGGCCUUCAAUCUUCGGACUGCGAGUCCCAGGAGUUCCUGCACUUCAUGUCGGGGCAAGUGGAAGUUUUGCCCAAGAUGAAGAGCUGGUGUACUCCAUACACCCUCUCAGUGGCGGGCAAUGAAAUCAGUACUGGGAACAUGUACGGAGAUGGGCGCGCCAUCUCUGUUGGCGAAGUCCUGCUGCACGAUGAUCGGUGGGAGCUCCAGUUGAAAGGUGCCGGCUGCACCCCCUUUUGUGGCGGUGCCGAUGGCCGUGCGGUGCUGCGGUCCUCGCUCCGGGAGUUCUUGGCGUCUGAGGCCAUGUACCACUUGGGGGUGCCCAGCACGUGGGCGCUGUGCGUGGUCAUGUCAACCUCAGAUACUGCCCUUCGAGAAUGGGUGGGCGAGACCCUCUUCGAGCCGUGUGCGAUGACCUGUCGAGUGGCAAGAUCCUUCCUCCGUGUAGGGCACUUGGAACUGUUCGGCCGCCGCGCGCGGGACUUCGGAAGCGCCGAGGCCCGCUUGGAACUCGAGCAGCUGCUGCGUCAUGUCCUGGCGCGCGAAUACCCGGAAUGCCUCGAUCCCCAAGAUGACUCCCUCCGACCGGCGCUGAUGCGGAUGCUGCGGCCCAUGGGGGAGCGCAUGGCCCAGUUGAUGGCGCAGUGGUGGAGAGUGGGCUUUUGCCAAGGAAAUUUUCAGUCCGACAACUGCCAUCUGGGUGGUCGGACCUUGGACUUCGGGCCCUUUGGAUUCCUGGAGCGCUACAACCCUCGCUACUGUAGCUGGUCCGGUGGCGCCGAACACUUCAGCUUUCGAUUGCAACCCAAAGCUGCCUUGCAGAACUUGGCCAGCGCGAUCCGUGCCAUGGACUGCCUUUUGGACAGCGAGGGCCGCGAGGAGGGACAGCAAGUGCUGCGCGACUUCCCGGCAUUGCUGGCAGAGGCCUUCGCAGAAGUGAGGAUGGAGAAGUUGGGCCUUUGCUUCUGGGACUCCGACGCCGCGCGCUUGUGCGACGAGCUGCUGCAGCUCAUGGAGGCCUCCGCCGCCGAUUGGACCCUGCUCUGGCGCCGCCUCGCCGACGUGGCGCAGGACUGGGACGAGCUGAUGGAGGGCGGAAGGCUCUUGGAACCUCUCCAAGGAAGCUUCUACUUGCCCUUGUCUCCUGAGCUGGAGGCUGCUUGGAGCCGUUGGCUCCUACGGUGGCUCACCCGUUUGCAAGGCGAAGGCGACUGCGAAGAGGUGGCACAGCAGAUGAGACGGGUGAAUCCUAAGUAUGUGCCGCGGAAUUGGAUGCUGAUGGAGGCCUACGAGGCGGCGGAGGCAGGAAACUUCCAAGUGGCACAGCGCUUGCAGCAGAUCUUCGCGAGCCCGUACGAGGAGCAUCCCGAGGACGAAGCUCGGUAUUUCCGUCUGGCGCCGGUGGAGAUGCGCACGCGGCCGGGGGUCUUUGUGAUGAGCUGAUCUUCGUAGGAACGGAACCAGCGUGUGGAGACGAGGUUGGUGGAGCAGAAGCUGGAUCGAAUGGAUCUAUGAGAGGGUAUAAUCAUAGACGCUUAACCCACCC
Messenger RNA from Durusdinium trenchii, 1957 nucleotides. NCBI's taxonomy places the organism in Eukaryota, Dinophyceae, Suessiales, Symbiodiniaceae. The record is from the annotation of a GenBank genome assembly.